CUCUGUUAUGUGGUCAUAUUAAAUUUUCCCAUUUCCCCCCACAGGUAAAGUGACACAUUAAGUCUGGUGAGAAAGGAAGGGAAGAAAAAAGGGUGGCCAUUUAAUUAGUUCAACCCUAGAACAGAAAAUGCUAGUGCCUAUGAAGGGGCUCAAAUAAAGUGGAAAAUGUUCGCUUACUUGAUGGAAUGUCUUCCAAAAGAGCUGCAUUAGGAACGCUGUAUCUAACAGCCACCCAUGUCAUCUUUGUAGAAAAUGAGUCCGAUGCUCGCAAAGAAACUUGGAUUCUUCACAGUCAAAUCUCCUCUGUUGAGAAACAGGCUACAACUGCUACUGGUUGCCCUUUGCUGAUUCGUUGCAAGAACUUCCAGAACAUUCAGUUCAUCAUGCCUCAAGAAAGAGAUUGCCAUGAUGUCUACAUAUCUUUAAUACGUCUGGCACGGCCUGUGAAAUAUGAGGAAUUGUACUGCUUUUCUUUCAACCCAAAACUCAACAAAGAAGAGCGAGAAAAGGGCUGGAAUCUAACAAACUUGAAGGAAGAGUAUAAUAGGAUGGGAGUUCCAAAUAAUUACUGGCAGAUCAGUGAUGUUAACAGAGAUUAUCGAGUAUGCAACUCUUAUCCCACUGAAGUGUAUGUUCCCAAAUCAGCCACUGCCCAUAUCAUUGUGGGAAGCUCUAAAUUCCGUAGUAGAAGACGUUUCCCAGCACUUUCAUAUUACUAUAAGCAGAAUAAUGCUUCUAUAUGCAGGAGUAGUCAGCCUCUGUCGGGCUUCAGCGCACGAUGCCUAGAAGAUGAGCAGAUGCUACAAUUGAUCAGAAAGGCAAAUCCAGGAAGUGAUUUCAUCUAUGUUGUGGAUACACGGCCAAAACUUAAUGCGAUGGCAAACAGAGCAGCUGGCAAGGGCUAUGAGAAUGAAGACAACUACUCCAACAUCAAGUUUCAGUUCAUAGGGAUUGAGAACAUCCAUGUCAUGAGGAACAGCCUCCAGAAAAUGCUAGAAGUUUGUGAGCUAAGAUCUCCUUCGAUGAGUGACUUCCUCUGGGGGCUGGAGAAUUCAGGCUGGCUAAAACAUAUCAAAGCCAUCAUGGAUGCGGGCAUCUUUAUUGCAAAGGCUGUUGCUGAAGAAGGAGUGAGCGUCCUUGUUCACUGCUCAGAUGGAUGGGACCGGACAGCUCAGGUGUGCUCUGUAGCGAGCCUGUUACUGGAUCCGUAUUACAGAACCAUGAAAGGAUUUAUGGUAUUGAUUGAUAAAGACUGGGUUUCAUUUGGUCAUAAAUUCAAUCACAGGUACGGCAAUUUGGAUGGAGACCCAAAGGAGAUAUCUCCAGUUAUUGAUCAGUUCAUUGAGUGUGUUUGGCAGCUUAUGGAACAAUUCCCUUGUGCCUUUGAAUUCAACGAAAGGUUCCUGAUCCACAUACAGCAUCAUAUAUAUUCCUGCCAGUUUGGAAAUUUCUUGUGCAACAGUCAGAAGGAAAGACAAGAGCUGAAGAUUCAGGAACGGACAUAUUCACUUUGGGCUCACUUGUGGAAGAACCGUGCUGAUUAUGUGAAUCCUUUGUACAGGGAAGACCAUAAUAGGACCCUGCACCCACAGUCAGCUCCCUGCCAUUUUAUCUACAAGUUCUGGAGUGGAAUGUACAACCGCUUUGAGAAAGGGUUGCAUCCUCGGCAGUCUGUUAUUGACUACCUCAUGGCGGUGAAGGAGGAGACACAGCAGUUAGAGGAAGAACUGGUGGUUCUUGAGGAGAGACUGGCAAAGCUUACAAAAGUGCAAUUAAAUCAUGGUGAGACAAAGACAAAACGACAAAAUGGAAGCAAUGGAUUUGGACAUUCUACCUCUAACGAAAGCAUAGCCAAUACCCCGCAGGAUUAUACUGGCAAUCUGGAAUCAUUUCCUUCCCGGAGUCCUUCUCAGGGAGAUGAAGAUUCAGCCCUGAUCCUGACACAAGACAACCUGAAAAGCUCAGAUCCAGAUCUUUCUGCCAACAGUGACCAGGAAUCAGGCGUGGAGGAUAUGAGUUGUCAGUCUCCGAAUGGAGGAAGGUGCCUGCCCAGAAAGGAUAGCACCAAAGACCGUGAUUCAGAUGAAGCUGUCUGUCUCACUGUCUGAAAGGACUGCUAGCUAGCAGGUGAUCAGACUGUAUUUCAAAAAGUCCAAAGAAGGGGGGGUUGCACAUUUCACAAGUCCAGAUGUAAC
Messenger RNA from Varanus komodoensis (Komodo dragon), 2195 nucleotides. It is a transcript of the gene MTMR7, whose product is annotated as myotubularin related protein 7. Bases 186 to 2108 code for a protein of 640 amino acids. The transcript has 14 exons. NCBI's taxonomy places the organism in Eukaryota, Metazoa, Chordata, Lepidosauria, Squamata, Varanidae. Gene Ontology annotation, biological process: phosphatidylinositol dephosphorylation. Gene Ontology annotation, molecular function: phosphatidylinositol phosphate phosphatase activity. The record is from RefSeq and is a predicted model, not a curated record.